AUGUUCUCCUCAUUCAUAUUAUUUCGAGCAAAUUUGACACAUACUUUACGCGCGUGGGAGAACGGCAAAACGAGCAACGAAAUACCUAGUUUCGACGAUUUUAAGACGUUUUUAAAAUCAAGAGCGGACCUCUUAGAAUCAAUUGAGGCAAAUCAAGCGGAAAAACAGAAUACGCGAAAUAAUUCGCAAGCGGGCGCAUAUCCGCGAAAUACAAAACAUUCACAGAAUACUCACGGUCUAUACUCAUCGCAGGACACUCCAAACAAUACAGAUAGUGCGAGAUGUUGCCCUAUGUGCAAAGGGGAACAUGCUAUCUAUCAAUGCGGCGAAUUUUUAAGGCUUUCAUCGAAGGAAAGAUUCGAUAAAGUACGAAAGAUGAACCUUUGCACGAAUUGUUUCAAGGGGGGACACUACUACAGGCGGUGUAAACAAUCAACAUGUAAACGGUGCUCUUCUAAGCACCACACGUAUUUGCACCCCGAUAGGUCAAGCGAGCGAAACACACCUUCAAUGCAACAACCUGUAGUAAACGCGAGCGAAAAUCAAGCGGUAGAUGAUCUACAAGGCCCUCUAAACACUACCAAUUUGACAGCUUCUGCUGUUAGCAGCAAGGCCAGCCCUGAACAAAGCAUACUAUCUACAGUAUUGGUCAAUAUUGUCGAUGGCCAGGGCAACUCAUACGCGGUGCGAGCGCUAGUAGACUGCGGCUUGCAGAGUUCAUUUAUCACGGAGAAUUUAUGCGAUCGACUUCGAAUUAAACGAAGCAGAGUGGACAUCUCUGUCUUAGGAAUAAACAACGCGAGUUAUAGCCAUUGA
This is a messenger RNA of Diabrotica virgifera virgifera (western corn rootworm), 816 nucleotides long. RefSeq lists its product as uncharacterized. The record is from RefSeq and is a predicted model, not a curated record. The transcript has a single exon. NCBI's taxonomy places the organism in Eukaryota, Metazoa, Arthropoda, Insecta, Coleoptera, Chrysomelidae. Bases 1 to 816 code for a protein of 271 amino acids.